Messenger RNA from Lolium perenne, 984 nucleotides. Lineage: Eukaryota; Viridiplantae; Streptophyta; Magnoliopsida; Poales; Poaceae. The record is from RefSeq and is a predicted model, not a curated record.
AUGGUUUCUCUUCAAAAUCAAUUGUAUGCAAAUCUUAUUGAGAAGAAACAGGUUUGUGGAGUUAAUACUAGAGGUGGUGCAAGUACUCAGGAUCCUGACUAUCCUGAAGACCAUCCCAAGAGGAAAGAGCAAGAGGUUCUCAAGAAGAAAUCUUCUGCAGGAAAAUCUCCCAAUGAAAACGAAGAUAUUGAUGAUUCUCAAGAACAAGAUAAGGAUAUUUCUAUUUCUGAUGCUGAGACUGAAGAUGAUAAUAAUGAAGAAGAGCAAUCAUCUCCACCUGAAAAAGAACAACAUGAAGCUGAAAAUAUUGAAGAACCUGAACCUCCUGAAAAAGAAGACCCUCAACCAUCUAUUGAGAAGAAUAAAAAGAAGAAGCAUCCAAAUCAACAAAAAGGUAAAGAGAGGGAUCCAUGGGUACAAAGACCCAUACCAUAUCCCCAAGAGGUAAUGAAAUCUUUGGAUGAUGCUAGGUUUGAGAAAUUUCUUGAGUUGAUUAAAACUUUAUGUUUGCAAAUUCCUCUUGUUGAUGCUAUUAAAAUUCCUCCAUAUUCAAAAUAUAUGAAAGAUAUUGUCACUAAUAAAAGGAAGAUACCUACUGAUGCAAUUACUGCUAUGCUUGCUGAUUAUUCAUUUAAAGGGAAAAUGCCUGAAAAGCGUGGAGAUCCUGGUAUCCCAACUAUUCCUUGUCGUAUUAAAGAAACUUAUGUGAAAUAUGCAUUAUGUGAUUUAGGAGCUGGUGUUAGUGUUAUGUCUUUUUCUUAUAAGAAACUUAACCUAAACAAAUUAGUUCCAACUGAAGUUUCAUUACAAAUGGCUGAUAAAUCAGCUGCUAUACCUAUAGGUAUAUGUGAGGAUGUUCCUAUCUCUAUUGCUAAUGAGUUAAUUCCUACAGACUUUGUUAUAUUAGAAAUGCCUGAGGAUGAUAAUCUAUCUAUUAUUCUUGGAAGACCCUUUUUAAACACUGCAGGAGCUGUGAUAAAUUGA